AUCCAUUUACAGGUGGGACGAUGAAAGGACUGGUGGAUAUGAACGAGUUGAAGAAACUAUGGGACACAUGGGACCUGAGAGGGUUCGUCCUGCUCAGCCUCUCUCUCCAGUCAUUUCUCAUCCUAGCCGCGCCGCUCAGGAAACGGACACGCUCCAGCUGGGUCAUCCUGCCUCUCUGGUCGGCCUACUUACUGGCCGACUGGGCGGCCAAUUUCGCGGUGGGCCUCAUCUCAAACAGCCAGGGCGGCAAGUGCCUCAAAGGCGCCAAAGAUGGAACCACAAACCCGGAUCUCCUUGCAUUUUGGGCCCCGUUCCUGCUGGUCCAUCUCGGUGGGCCCGACACCAUAACCGCCUUCGCCCUUGAGGACAACGAGCUCUGGCUCAGGCAUCUCCUCGCUCUCAUCUUCCAAGCCUGUGCCGCUGGCUACGUGCUCUACCAGACUUUUCCCUCCAACCCACUCCUCAUCCCCACCCUUUGCAUGUUCGUCUCCGGCCUCAUCAAGUACUCCGAGCGCACCAUGUCCCUCUACCGCGCUAGCUUGAACAGAUUCCGUGACUCGAUGCUCAAGGAUCCGGACCCCGGCCCUGACUACGCCAAGAUCAUGGACGAGUACCGUUCCAUGAAAGAGGCCAAGCUUCCCACCAGGAUCGAGAUGAUCGACGAGCCACCGCGGCCGGACCAAGCCAUGAAUGUGGUGAAGAAGGGGAGAGUGGAAGGCAUUGAAGCUGUGCUCUACGCCUACGACUUCUUCGAGACCUUCAAGGGCCUCAUCGUGGACCUCAUCUUCAGCUCCCGCGACCGCAACAAGAGCCGCGGGUUUUUCCUUGAGAGAUCACCGCGGGACGCUUUCGAGGUGCUAACCAUCGAGCUCAACUUCAUGUACGACGUCCUGUUUACAAAAGUGCGCGUGGUCUACACAUUGUGGGGAUACGUGGGCAGAUCCGUGGCCUUCGGCUUGGUGAUUGCUUCCAUCAUUCUCUUCUACAAAGUGGACAAGCACGACUUCGAAACCCCUGACGUGGCCAUCACCUACACUCUCCUCUUCGGAGCCGUUGCCUUGGAUGUCAUCGCCUUCGUCAAGCUCAUCACCUCCAAUUGGCUUCGUGUCAAUGUCAACAAACUGCCCGAUGUCAACUUGGAGACGCCCGAAACAGGGAUUAAGGCGAAAUCCCCUCCUUCCGACUUUGUCAGCAAGCUUACUGACUUAAGCUUAUUAAGGAAGCUCACGAGCUUGAUGCACCGCCGCUGGUCUGGCUCAGUCGCCUGCUUCAACCUCAUCCACUACUGCUUGUAUUCCAGGCAGCCGGAGAAGGAGAAAAUCAUGGAAUUCUUCAACCUGCUUCCAGUUUUUGAUGGAAUCAGGUACGUGAGCAACGAGCCCUUCACCGACGAUCUGCGGGAUCACAUCUUCUACGAGCUGAAGAAGAAAUCGGAGCUGGCUGACGAUCUAGAAACCGCAAAAGAGGUGAGCGCGGCCCGGGGCGAUUGGGCGCUGCGCGUGGACCACGGCGACGCUGAGCUGCUCCGUUAUGUUGGGGGGAUGGACUACGAUAAGAGCCUGCUGCUGUGGCAUAUCGCCACCGAGAUCUGCUGGUGCAUUGAAAAGGAAGAGGAGCAGAAGCAGGACAGCAAAAAGGCAGAUGCUGAUCCUGAUUCUGAUCCGAAUUCUAUUCCUGAUCCUGAGGAGUUCACUGUGGCGCAGUACAGAGAUUUCUCCAAGGUCCUCUCUGAUUACAUGCUCUAUCUUCUCGUUAUGCAGCCUACAAUGAUGUCCGCAGUGGCCGGUAUCGGGCAAAUCCGAUUCCGCGACACGUGCGCCGAGACAAAGAAGUUUAUGGAAGGAUCCAGAAAGAAGAAGCCACACCCCUUGCGAGUCUUGACCUACGCUCUCAAGUGUUUCUCCAAAUAUCUCCAAUACUUGAUACUUGCCUUGCUUGCACCCAUUCUAUCCUUCAUCUUCUCCUUGUUCAUCACCGUGUUUCUGCCUCUCAUUCCCGAAGAAAAGAUUAAGAAUCUCGAUAAGAUGCUAAGGAGAUACACGAAAUUUACGUGCUACGUUAAGAUUGUAGACUACUUAACGGGGAAGAAAACAGUUGAUUCGAAACAAGUGGAAGCUUGCCUUAAGAUCCAUCAUGUAAACACGGAAGUGGAUCCGGUUGCAAUCAAGGGAGAUAGGAGCAAAUCGGUGCUCUUUGAUGGCGGUCGACUGGCCAAGGAGCUUAUGAAGGUAGAAGAUAACCGUAAAUGGGAAAUUAUGAGCAGAGUUUGGGUUGAGAUGCUGUCGUACGCCGCCGUCCGUUGUAGACCCAACGCUCAUGCGCAGCAGUUGAGCAAAGGGGGAGAGCUCAUAACCAUUGUUUGGUUGCUCAUGGCUCAUUUUGGGUUAGGGGAGGAAUUUCAAAUCAGUGAGGGCCAUACAAGGGCUAAGCUCAUCGUCGAUAAGUAGUAUCCACCACUUUUGCUUGUGUGUUUCCUUCAAAUUUUUUGUGUGUUUUCCAUUUGCUUCUUCUCGAUGUCAAUCUUCUUAUUUUUGGCUUUCAAUAAUAUUGAUGUCAUGAUUGAAUAUCAUAAUAUAUCACUCUUCUCUUA
Salvia hispanica is the source of this 2590-nucleotide messenger RNA. RefSeq lists its product as uncharacterized. The record is from RefSeq and is a predicted model, not a curated record. NCBI's taxonomy places the organism in Eukaryota, Viridiplantae, Streptophyta, Magnoliopsida, Lamiales, Lamiaceae.